Capsella rubella is the source of this 1422-nucleotide messenger RNA. RefSeq names its product pollen-specific leucine-rich repeat extensin-like protein 3. The transcript has a single exon. Gene Ontology annotation, molecular function: protein binding. The coding region runs from base 222 to 1409 and encodes 395 amino acids. NCBI's taxonomy places the organism in Eukaryota, Viridiplantae, Streptophyta, Magnoliopsida, Brassicales, Brassicaceae. The record is from RefSeq and is a predicted model, not a curated record.
GCGAAUGAGUUAUCUAAAUCCAACAAUAAGAUUUGGUCUUCAAAGGUGUCAUUUCAGAUCCCACUUCAAACCACUUCAGAUAGCUACAAGUAAGGAGUUGAGUCUUUUUCCUUGAACUUAUGCCACCACUAGGAUAUAUGCUCAUUAAUACUUUCUCUAAUAAAGGUGUUUGUCUAUAUAAACCAACAUACUUAUAAAAAGGAUCUAUAACUCGUCUUUCAAUGGCUCUCUCUUUUACAUUUCAUGCCCUCAUCUCAGUUCUUGUUCAUCUAUCUUUUGUAUCAACUGCAAAGCAUAGCCAUCACCACCACACAAGUCACAGUCUUCAUCCACACACUCCAAGCUCUAACCAACAGCUUCAACAAGCGUACCAUGCACUUCAAGCAUGGAAGAAGGUCAUCUAUUCCGAUCCAAAGAACUUAACAACGGACUGGGUUGGUCCUUCAGUCUGCAGCUACACUGGCAUCUUCUGUGCCCCAUCCCCAUCCGAUCCAAACACUCUAGUUGUUGCUGGAAUCGAUCUCAACCACGGUGACAUCGCUGGUUUCCUGCCUGAAGCCAUUGGCCUUCUCUCGGACCUUGCUCUCAUCCAUCUCAAUAGCAAUCGCUUCUGCGGCAUCCUUCCUAGUUCCUUGGCCAACCUAUCGUUACUCUAUGAGCUUGACCUCAGCAACAACCGCUUUGUAGGACCUUUUCCGGAUGUCGUCCUUUCACUCCCUUCUCUAAAGUACCUUGACCUUCGUUACAAUGAGUUUGAAGGCCCCUUGCCUCCAAAACUUUUCAGCAAUCCCCUCGACGCGAUUUUUGUGAACAACAAUCGGUUAACAAGCCUCAUUCCCCGAGAUUUCGCUGGAACAACCGCCUCCGUCGUCGUCUUUGCCAACAAUGAUUUUAGCGGUUGUCUGCCUCCAACAAUAUCCCGCUUUGCAGAUACCUUGGAAGAGCUUCUCCUAAUAAACUCAAGCUUAUCUGGAUGUCUACCACCCGAAGUUGGAUAUCUCUACAAGUUACGAGUCCUGGACGUGAGCUACAACAGUUUAGUUGGCCCUGUACCUUACAGUCUCGCUGGUCUAGGCCAUUUAGAGCAGCUGAAUCUGGAACACAACAUGUUCACUGGCACUGUACCUCUUGGAGUCUGCGUUUUACCCAGUCUACUUAACCUUACCUUCUCUUACAACUAUUUCAGUGAAGAAGAAGGCAUCUGCAGGAACCUGACUUCUAGAGGAAUAGCCGUCGACGAUCGCUACAACUGUUUGCCUGACAAACCGCUUCAGUGGAGCCAAAAAGUCUGUGAUGCUAUACUUGAGCACCCCAUAGACUGCUAUGACCACGAAUGCUCAGCCAUGGCUCCUCUGGUUGCUCCAUCUACAGCAGGGCCUUCCAUUGCUCCUGGUCCAGCUGACACAUAAGGAUUCACUUGUA